This is a messenger RNA of Menidia menidia (Atlantic silverside), 2817 nucleotides long. The record is from the annotation of a GenBank genome assembly. Lineage: Eukaryota; Metazoa; Chordata; Actinopteri; Atheriniformes; Atherinopsidae.
AUGACUGACCCAUUGUCUCCGACAGGUAUCUGCGUCAAGUGUGGGAAGGGCGUGUAUGGGGCCAGCCAGGCUUGCCAGGCCAUGGGGAACCUCUAUCACACCAACUGUUUCACCUGUUGCUCCUGUGGGAGGAGGCUGCGAGGGAAGGCAUUCUACAACGUCAAUGGGAAGGUCUAUUGUGAGGAGGAUUUCCUGGUAAGCCACCUGUACACUCACACUUGGUGGAUUCUGGGAUGCCUGAGGCUGGAAAGACAGGAGGUGCAGGUGGAGCUCAUGAGAAUGGAUGUCAUGCUCUGUGAUUGCCCCGUCACCCCUGGGGGCGUGCGGGGGACGGGGGAGGUGGUGGCAGAUGGUAGAGUCGGGAGUGAUGUCAGGGCAGGGGGCAGGCUGCCCAUCACCACCUCCCACCUCCACCUGGUGGCCGAGUCCCCUCGGUCAGGCCCCGCGUGUCAUCAGUACUCCGGCUUCCAGCAGACAGCUGAGAAGUGCUUUGUGUGCGGUCACCUCAUCAUGGAGAUGAUCCUCCAGGCGCUCGGCAAGUCCUACCACCCCGGCUGUUUCCGCUGUGUAGUGUGUAAAGAGGGUCUAGAUGGAGUGCCUUUCACUGUGGAUGUUGAGAACAACAUCUACUGUGUCAAAGACUACCACACGGUUUUUGCUCCCAAGUGUGCCUCUUGCAACCAGCCCAUCCUUCCUGCCCAGGGCUCUGAGGAGACCAUCAGGGUUGUUUCUAUGGACAAGGACUACCACGUGGAGUGUUACCACUGUGAGGAAUGUGGUCUUCAGCUAAAUGACGAGGAAGGCCAUCGCUGUUAUCCACUGGAGGGACACCUUCUGUGCCACAGCUGCCACAUCCACCGGCUCCAGUCGAAGGUGCCCGCACACCCGCCCCCGAGCUACCCCCUCCACGUCACUGAACUGUGAGUAGUUGGACCAAACUCCUCCGCCUACCAGGCGACCCAGGACACCAGCAGUGGGCGAAAGAGGCCCACACCCAUCCUCCAGCAGUUCCAGGAAAGCCUGUGUGUGCGACCAUGAGAUACUGCCCCCGUCCUGAGCUGGACAGCCGGGCCAUGGAUCCACACACACACACACACUGCGCCACUAGCCCCUUCCUCCAUCUGCAUUACUCCCCCCCCCCCCCUUCCAUCUGGGUGCCUAACCCUGAAACCGGCUCACCCAGAGGCCCCUGGUGACGUCACACCCCCUGACCUCUUCACAUCCAUCAAAGAGAGGGUUGUUGGACCUCUCUCUUUGCUCCCCCUCUCUUCUUCUCCACGCUCUUCAUUCCUGCGCGCCGACUGAGGCGUCAGGCAGGCCGGGGAAGGAGCCGCUCCACUCCAAACGCUGGCUGGAUGGGACAGGCAGUGCCUUCAGAGCGGGCUCGCUCCGUGCUGCUCCAAAACACUGAAACAGAGUCCCGCGAAAGGCUAUGCAAAGGACACCCAGCAUCCCGACACAGGGCUGCGCGAACAGAAAAAAACAAACUGCCUCUCGUCAUCCUGCGCUGCGCAGACAUGACACGCACCCGCAGCACCACGAGCCCACAGGUCCGACCGACAUUCCACGUAGAAGACUGAGACGACACUUCAAGAGAUUCACGAGCAUUGUCUUAAUCGAUGAUUAUCUAAUGACAAGAGAGAGAAAUUUUUUAGAUGCACAUAGAUUGUCUUUUAUAUAUGAAUAUAUAUUUCGCAGAUGUUUUCCACAUAAGUUUCUAGAUGUAGUGUUUUUUUUGUUGUUUUGAUUUAUUGUUCUACGUUGCCGCGCUCGCGAUAGAACCAGAGGCAGAGCGAAAGCCUCUGCUGCUCCCGGGUCUGUUUUAUCAUUUCUCCGCCAAGACACAAAGACUCUUCACGUCUGUCAGACAUCUACCGGCGGGCGCCUACCGGCUCCACGGGAGCGGACUCGACUAAAAUAGCGUUCGCAUCCAGUUGUUUUAUCCUGCUUUGAGCUCCGUGUGACUGCUCUGAUCAGGUAUCCUCAGUUAGAACGACAGACCAAACGGGCUGGAGCACACAUAGGCAACGGUUUCCAUGGGGAGGGAGAAUGAAAAGUGAUGGCGAGCGUUUCCAGACUUUUUGUUUUGUGUGCCGAUUCUUAAGCAGUGUUCAAAGCUGAGUAAAACAAAUUGCGUGCUUACCUACGGGCAUCUUUAGCUCCCCGUGGCUGUUCCCUGGUGAGUUUCCAGUCGCCCUCAUAAGAGCUCAUAGGGCGCAACUAUGAGGAGCCCCCACUUGUCCACAUGCCUUAAAACAGAACGGGUAUGUUUGUGCGUCCCGCUGUUGUCUGCCAUGAAGUCCGCCGUUGUGCUUGUCUUUACUUUUUCUUUUUUUUAAGCGAUGGGGGGCCCCUGAAAUCAUGGAGCUGCUGGUCCCACCCAUGUUUUCUUUCAGGGAGCCCAACCCACCUUUACCUGAUUGAGUUUGUUUGUGUGAGUGUGUGCGCACACUCUGGCAGGCACUUAAGUGUUUUAGUGAGUGUGUCCGUGUGUAAGUGUGUAUAUGCAAAAGAAGACCUACAUGAGACAAAAAAAAAAACAACAACACUUGAACCUCCAAACUGUGGUGGUGCUGGAAGAACCUUCCCACCUUUCCCCUUGGACUCUUUCCUUAUUUUUAUAGUGAUACUCAAUAUUUCAUGACACACAUUAGAGCCCAGAGUUCUAAUCAUUAAAUCAUCUGCUUAUGCUUUUGCAGAUAAACCCCAAGGAUAUGUGUUUAUUUCACAUAUGAGCAAAUUGUGUAAAGGCCUUACGUGUGGGUGUAUGAAAGAAGAGAGUGUGUACGCUUGUGUGAGUGUGUGUGUGUGUGUGUG